This is a messenger RNA of Leptopilina boulardi, 1119 nucleotides long. RefSeq lists its product as uncharacterized. The record is from RefSeq and is a predicted model, not a curated record. NCBI's taxonomy places the organism in Eukaryota, Metazoa, Arthropoda, Insecta, Hymenoptera, Figitidae. The coding region runs from base 118 to 1119 and encodes 333 amino acids. The transcript is spliced from 4 exons.
AUACUUCUUUGAAUUAUUUUCAAUUCAAACUUUUUGUGAUAUAUUUUUUUAGAAAGCGGAACCUUAAGAUUAUAGGUUAUGUUUUUUGUUGUCAGUUGUUGACAGUUUUGUGUGAAAAUGGAAGAAAAUCAAAAAAAGUUAGUUCCAAGAUUUAAUACGAAGCAAUUCAAAGAACAUUUUAGAAUGAACCCGCAUGCUUUUUAUAGCUUGGAAAAUGUGGGAGGAGAAAAGUUGUCAAGUUCAUCAGUUUGUGUUCAAAAGCAAUUGCUUUCAGUGAUAUGGUUGUUAGCAACACCUGAUUCAUAUAGAUCAGUGGCCCAAAGAUUUGACUUAGCCAAAUCAUCGUUGCAUGCAUGUUUCAUUACAGUUGUUAAUGUUUUAAAUGAAAUAGCUCCAAAUGUUAUAAGUUGGCCUGCAGGAGAAAACCUAAUGAAUGUGGAAAAAAAAUUUAGACGUAUGGCAGGAUUGAGCGAUGUUAUUGGAGCAAUUGAUGCAUCACUCAUUCUAAUAAAAGCACCAGAAAUUGAUGCUCAGUAUUAUGUAUGUCGAAAGAGAUUUCAUGCACUUAUUUUACAAGCUGUGUGUGAUAGAGAUCUUGUGUUUACUGAUUGUUUUGCUGGAUACCCUGGUUCAAUUGGAGACUUGAGAGUUUUCAGAAAUUCUGAUUUGUACAAAGACGUUGAUGUCAACCGGGAAGCUUUAUUUCCAAACGACGAGUAUGUAAUUGGGGAUAAAACGUAUCCAGUUUUGCCAUGGUGUAUACCUCCUUAUUUAAAUCGUGUAAAUCUUACACCAGAUCAGGAGCGUGUUCGUAAUAAUUUCAACACAAUUUUAUCUAAAACUAGGCAGGUUAUUAAAAGAGCAUUUGCUCUUUUAAAAGGACGCUUUCCAAGAUUGAAAUAUUUCGAUAUGGACCGCAUGGACUUAAUGCCUCACACAAUUAUAUCAUGUUGUGUACUGCAUAAUAUUUGCUUAAGAAGUAUUGAUGAGGACAUUGGAGAUUAUAUUAGGGAAGGUGCCGAAAUUGAAGUCAAUGAACCGGAGAAACCUAUGGAAGUGAAUAAUAGAGCAGAAGCAGAGGGAAUGACAAAGAGAGAUUAUAUUGCUGCAUGCUUAUAA